This is a messenger RNA of Lynx canadensis (Canada lynx), 1626 nucleotides long. RefSeq names its product vitronectin (gene VTN). The record is from RefSeq and is a predicted model, not a curated record. Gene Ontology annotation, molecular function: extracellular matrix binding. Gene Ontology annotation, biological process: cell adhesion mediated by integrin; cell-matrix adhesion. Lineage: Eukaryota; Metazoa; Chordata; Mammalia; Carnivora; Felidae.
AGAGAUUGAGCAAAUAGAGCAGCAGAGAAGGCAGCUCCUCUCCUCUGGCUCCUUCCCUCCCUGUCCCCCGCUCUCCCGCACACAGUGGAGAUUGGAGGGAGCCCAGAGCCCAGUUCGCCAGCCAGGCUAGGAGCUGGAGGCCCUGCCAUGGCAUCCCCAAGGCCCCUACUGAUACUUGCCAUGCUGGCAUGGGUUGUUAUGGCUGACCAGAGUCGUGCAAGGGGCCGCCUGCACAGAGGGCUUCAACGCGACAGGAAGUGCCAGUGUGACGAGCUCUUAUACUACCAGAGCUGCUGUGAGGACUACGUGGCUGAGUGCAAACCCCAAGUGACGCGUGGGGAUGUAUUCACUCUGCCAGAAGAUGAGUACGGGGUCUACAACUACUUUGAGGAGACCAGAGACAACAGCAGUGUCCUCCCACAGCCGGAGGGCACCAGCCAGGGUCCCGACCUGCAGGCCCAGACUGAAGUGUCUCCUGACCAGGAGACCUUCGAGGAACCUUUUCUGAACCCUACACAGGGGACCCUGGGGCCUGAGACCUCUGAUCAAGACAUCCCUGAGUCCCCGGUGGUGGAAGAGCUAUGCAGUGGGAAGCCCUUUGACGCCUUCACUGACCUCAAGAAUGGCUCCCUCUUUGCCUUCCGAGGGCAGUACUGUUAUGAACUGGAUGAAGAGGCAGUGAGCCCUGGGUACCCCAAGCUUAUCCAAGAUGUCUGGGGCAUUGAGGGCCCCAUUGAUGCUGCCUUCACCCGCAUCAACUGCCAGGGGAAGAACUACCUCUUCCAGGGUCAUCAGUACCGGCGCUUCGAGGAUGGUGUUCUGGACCCAGAUUACCCCCGCAACAUCUCUGAAGGCUUCAAGGGCAUUCCGGACAACGUGGAUGCAGCCUUGGCUCUCCCUGCUCAUAGCUACAGUGGCCGGGAGCGGGCCUACUUCUUCAAGGGGAGACAGUACUGGGAGUAUGAGUUCCAGCAGCAGCCCAGUCAGGAGGAAUGUGAAGGCAGCUCCCUGUCCGCAGUGUUUGAACACUUUGCCCUGCUGCAGCGCGACAGCUGGGAGACCCUCUUUGAAUUUCUCUUCGGGAACAGAUUCUCUGGCGGUGCUGGACAGCCCCGGCUCAUCAGCCGGGACUGGCCUGGUGUGCCCAGGCAAGUGGAUGCGGCCAUGGCCGGCCGCAUCUACGUCUCAGGAUCAGCUCCCCAAUCCUGGGCCAAGAAGCAGAAGUCUAGGCGGCGUAACCGUAAACGCUACCGCUCACGCCGUAACCGUGGCCGAGGCCGCAGCCAGAACCCCCACCGGCAGUCCCGUUCAGCCUGGCUGUCCUGGCUCUCCAGUGAGGAGGACAGCCUGGGCAUCUACAACUAUCGUGACUACGACAUGGACUGGCUUGUGCCUGCCACCUGCGAGCCCAUCCAAAGUGUUUACUUCUUCUCAGGAGACAAGUACUACCGAGUCAACCUUCGCACACGGCAAGUGGACACCGUGAGCCCUCCUUACCCACGCUCCAUCGCCCAGUACUGGCUGGGCUGCCCAGCCCCUGGCCGCCAGUAGGAAUCGGAGCCUGCACAGCUGGGCCCUCCACUGUUCCUUCCUCAACCACUUCCGCCCAUCCCAAUAAAGACCCCU